CCCUCUCCCUAGCUUUCCAAAUCAGGAUUCCCUUGUAAAUAAAUACGAAUCCCAAACUCCAAUUCCAUCCCUAAAUUUCAAAUCUAACAAAACAAAACUCCACACUCUUGUCAAUGGAGAAGAGCAACUCCUUCAAAGCAGGCCCUCAGAGUCCAUGGAGCUCCGACUUCAAACUCGGCGCCACCGAUCGCCGCCUCGCCUUUUCCCGCCAGGCCUCCAUCAACCUCACCGACUCUUCCUCCUCCUCCUCCUCCGCCGCCGCGCCCUUCCUCUCCCGCUCCGUCUCCAGCAUCGACGUCCCGCCGGCCGACGAAACCGACAAGCUUUUCGACGUCUCCGCCGAGAAAUUGACCUUGCUGACUCUAUUCGAAUCGGUUUCCCGGAUCCUGAGAUCCGGCAACCGCUACAUGAAGCGGUUGUUCCUCUUGAUUUCGCUCAACGUCGCGUACUCCACCGCCGAGCUCUGUAUCGGACUCUUCACCGGGCGUGUUGGUUUGGUAUCAGAUGCAUUUCAUUUGACUUUUGGGUGCGGAUUGUUGACCUUUUCGCUCUUCGCAAUGGCGGCUUCCAGGAAGAAGCCUGAUGGAAUUUACACUUAUGGGUACAAGAGGCUCGAAGUUUUGUCGGCUUUUACCAAUGCUCUGUUUCUUUUGUUUAUGUCAUUCUCCUUGGCUGUAGAAGCACUCCACGCAUUUAUACAGGAUGAAUCUGAACACAAGCAUUACUUGAUUGUUUCAGCAGUGACAAAUCUACUGGUGAAUCUUAUUGGUGUUUGGUUCUUCAGAAAUUAUGCUCGUAUAAAUCUUGUUUAUAGGAAUGCUGAAGAUAUGAACAAUCACUCAGUUUGCUUGCAUGUUCUCGCGGAUUCCAUUCGCAGUGCAGGGUUGAUACUGGCAUCCUGGUUUCUGUCACUUGGGGUUCAGAAUGCAGAAGUUUUGUGCUUUGGAAUAGUUGCAGUUGCAGUAUUUAUGCUUGUAAUGCCACUCUUUAAAGCAACUGGAGGUAUUCUACUCCAAAUGGCACCACCAAAUGUUCCAACUUCAGCAUUGAGCAAAUGCUGGCGACAGAUUUCUGCCCGUGAAGAUGUUUCUGAAGUUUCUCUAGCUCGAUUUUGGGAGGUGGUUCCUGGUCAUGUAGUUGGUUCACUCUCAUUACAGUGGCUGAUAUCAAACAGGUCAAGAAAGGUAUAGAUGAGCGCCCGGUUCUUCAACUGGUGCAUGGUUUGUACCACGACUUGGGAAUACAGGAUUUAAGCGUACAAGUCGACCACAUUUGAGACUCUUUGUCUCUGGCUUACACAUUGAUUUGUUGGAAAAAAUGAAAUCGAUUUGGAAUCAGAAAAUAUAGAUUUUUCUUUUCUGGUAGUCUCAGAUAUAGGUCGUUUUAGAUCAUGGCUUCAUCGGUAGAACAUAACUAGAUUAUAUCCUGUUAUAGAGUAAUGUGAUCGAAUCCAUGUCACUAUAUCGAUAGAAAAUGUAUUAGUUCUUUGAACUUGGCAAGCUUCUUGUGACAAUGUAUAAUUGCAUGCUAUUUUAUUUGAAACACAAGUAAUUUUUUUUCCUCGGAAUA
Argentina anserina (silverweed cinquefoil) is the source of this 1569-nucleotide messenger RNA. Its product is annotated as metal tolerance protein C2. The record is from RefSeq and is a predicted model, not a curated record. The transcript is spliced from 10 exons. Gene Ontology annotation, molecular function: zinc ion transmembrane transporter activity. Lineage: Eukaryota; Viridiplantae; Streptophyta; Magnoliopsida; Rosales; Rosaceae. Bases 114 to 1190 code for a protein of 358 amino acids. Gene Ontology annotation, biological process: zinc ion transport; transmembrane transport; intracellular zinc ion homeostasis. Gene Ontology annotation, cellular component: Golgi apparatus; membrane.